AUGGACAUUUUGCCUAGUUUCCCGCCCAAAUCAGGGCAAGAAAAAGGUGAUGUACACUUCUCCAUAAAGCUGCAUUAUGAUGGAAAGCUUGUGGUUGGUGUAAAUAGUAGGAGAUAUGUUGGGGGUAAAGUAUGUUUCUUUGACUGGGUUGAUAGUGACUACAUGGGAAUGAUAGAAUUGAAAGACAUGGUUAGGGAGUUGAAUUUAUUUGGCUCUAUGACUUAUCACUAUAAAGUUCCUGCGAGGGAUCUAUACCAUGGGUUUAGGAACUUAGAAGAUGAUAGUGACUGUGUAGAAAUGGUUAGGUGGAUCAAAUUAAGCAAGACCAUUGAAGUGUACGUAGAACACCAUGAAAUCUUUUCUAAUGAAAACCACCACCUAACUACCGGAGUAGCUGUUGAGGAGCACUUAACUACUGGAGUAGCUGAUGAGGAGCAGGACGGGAAUGGAGAUAGAGAUGUGUAUGAGGGUGAUGAAGAUCAAGAUUACACAAACUCAAGUGAUGAUAAAACAGACUUGGAGGAUUUCGUAGAUAGUGAAGCUGAUGAUGAUGAAGAUGAUAGACUGUUUGAUAUCCAUGUGGACAAAAAUGUUGAGUGGGGAGGGUUGUCCAUGGGAAAGGGAAAAGAGCCAAUGACUAUUAGUAGUACCCAAGCAAAUGACAAUGAAGAAUCAGAUAUAGAGGCUCAAUCUGAUGAGCUUAUCAGCCUCAAUGGCUCUGAUGGUGAGGAAGGUAGAGAAGAACCUAUUGUUUUUAAUCCUACCUCAGACAUGGCAAACCCAAAGUUCAAGGUUGGGAUGAUUUUUUCUACAAGAAAGUUGUUCAAAGCUGCAGUGAAAGAGCAUGCCAUAAAGACUGCAAAAGCCAUAAAGUUUGUCAAGAAUGAUUCCAAAAGGGUUAGGGCUGCCUGCAAAAAACCAUGUCCAUGGUCUUUGCUUGCAUCUAAGAUGCAAGGUCUGGACAGUUUUCAAGUAAGGACCUACAUUUAUACACACAACUGUAAAAGGAUUUUUCACAAUAGACAAGUGACUUCUACAUGGUUGUCAAACAAGUAUGUGGAGACCCUUAGAUCUAAUCCUAGCUGGCAAGUUAAAUGCAUGAAAGACCAAGUUCAGAAAGAUCACAAGGUGGGGGUAUCAAGGUCUCAACUGUAUAGAGCAAAGUCAAAGGCCAAGGAAAUGAUUGAGGGUAGCCAUGUGGAGCAAUAUGCCAAGCUUCCAGACUAUUGUGAAGAGCUUAGAAGGACAAACCCUGGCAGUACUGUUAUAAUGAAAACCAUUGAAGAUGAAGAAGGUGGAGAGAAAUCAAGGUUUGAAAGAUUGUACAUUGCUUUAGGGGCUUGCAAAGAGGGUUUCAUGGCUGGUUGCAGGCCAUUCAUUGGCUUAGAUGGGUGCCAUCUUAAAGGCCCUUACAAAGGGCAGUUGUUAGUUGCUGUUGGGAUUGAUGGUAACAACCAGACAUAUGCAGUUGCAUAUGCAGUAGUUGAAGCUGAGAACAAGGCAUCCUGGAAAUGGUUUCUUGAGAUCCUAUCUGAAGAUCUUAAUAUAUACAACAACCCCAAUUUCACUUUCAUUUCAGACAAACAAAAGGGUUUAAUUGCUGCUUGUGGAGAGGUAACCCCAUAUGCGGAACACAGAUUCUGUAUAAGGCACUUCUACAAUAACUUCAAGGAAUUUCACAAGGGCUUACACUUGAAGGAGCUACUAUUCAGUGCAGCUAAGGCUAGUUAUGUGGCUCGGUUCAAUUUUCAUAUGGAAGAACUGAAUGCAGCUGAUGAGGGAGCCAUCAAUUGGUUAGCUGAUCACCCACCUAUGCAUUGGUCAAGAUCCCAUUUUAAGACCAUGAGCAAAUGUGAUGUUUUGGACAACAAUAGAUGUGAAAGCUUUAACGAUACCAUUUUAGAUGCAAGGUCAAAAACAAUCAUACCAAUGUUAGAGGAGAUAAGAUUGAUUUUGAUGGAGAGAAUGCAAAAAAGAAGAGAGAAAAUGAGGGAGUACACUGGUGUUCUAUGUCCCAACAUCAGGUGUAGGCUUAAUAAGAGGUCAGAUUAUGCAAGCGCGAAUUGUUUGGCUUAUUGGUCAGGAGAGAGGAUAUACCAAGUUCACUGCUUUAGUGGUGAACAAGUCACAGUUGAUCUUACUGACCACACCUGUACAUGUAGGAAAUGGGACCUCACUGGCUUUCCAUGUGCUCAUGCAAUUGCAGCCAUUGAGUACAAUCAUGAGAAUGUAGAUGAAUAUGUUGACCAUUGGUUCACAAAACAGACUUACAUGGCUAGCUAUGAGCCAAUAAUCUAUCCAAUGAAUGGUGCAGAUAUGUGGCCCAAAACAGGUGUCAUUGGACCAUUGCCACCGAAUGUUAAGAUUCAAUCAGGAAGACCAAAGAAACUGAGGAAGAGGGGACCUGAUGAACCACAGAUUGGCACCAAGUUGAAGAGAAGAAACACCACAACAACAUGUGCCCAAUGUGGUAACCUUGGGCAUAAUAAGAGAACUUGCAAAGGACAACCAGUCACUGAAAACCAGGGUACAACUAGGGCAAAGCUACUAUGCAUACAGGUUAGAAAGAAGCACACCACUGCCAAUGGACAACAACAAAAUGCAAGCCAACCAACCAUGGGGACCAGUGGCAGCCAACCAACCAUGUGGACCAGUUUCAGCCAACCACAAGCAGCAAUGGGGACCAAUAGGCCAUUCAAUAUGAGGGCAACACAAGCAACAAAGGCUGGCAAUAUAAGGGCACCACCACAAGCAACCCAUGGUGUCAAUAUAAGGGCACCACCACAACCAAACCAUGGUGUCAAUACAAGGGCCAAUCAAAGGAAGUUCAUCAACUAUUCUGGAUUGCCAAAAGCUUCGACCAAAAGAGCUUGAUAUGGCCACUGUGUUUGUUGUGCUCUUUUGUUGGAAACAUCUACUUUUGGAGAAGUUAUUUUUGUUAUUAUGGGGUCAUGGUUUAUGUAAUGUUUGGACCUGUUCUUUAUGUAAUAUUUGGACCAGUUCUUCAACUGAGAGAGCUUGAUAUGGUUGAUAUUAUGGACUAGCUUGAUAUGGCUACUGUGUAAUGGCUUUUGGUUAUGGACAUAUUGUAAUGGUUUAUGAAUGCCAAAGGUGGCUUCUUUGAA
Messenger RNA from Rhododendron vialii, 3125 nucleotides. RefSeq lists its product as uncharacterized. NCBI's taxonomy places the organism in Eukaryota, Viridiplantae, Streptophyta, Magnoliopsida, Ericales, Ericaceae. The transcript has 4 exons. Gene Ontology annotation, molecular function: zinc ion binding. Bases 1 to 2874 code for a protein of 957 amino acids. The record is from RefSeq and is a predicted model, not a curated record.